Messenger RNA from Effrenium voratum, 539 nucleotides. Lineage: Eukaryota; Dinophyceae; Suessiales; Symbiodiniaceae. The record is from the annotation of a GenBank genome assembly.
GGAUGUAUACCCUGGCGGAGCACUACUGCGUGCAAGAUGGGAGCGUCGACAAGGAAGUGUGCGCGUUGCUGGCUUUCACGGCGCCUCUGAUGAGCGUCUCAGUGAGUCAGCGGUUCCACCGCGGCAUUCAGAUCAUUUGGCACACACCUCACAGGUGGCGCUACUUUCAGAUCUUCGGCUUUUUUGCGGUGCUUUUUUACCUCGUGUCGCUGCGGGCCUUCCAGCCCCAGCGCUGGGCGGAGCUACGGGAGCAGCCCUGGCUAGCCUGGCUGCACCAGGCGCACUACACAAUUCACACCUCCGUCUUAGGCACGUUUGUCCUCUCCUGCUUGUCCAUCCUGUACUUGGCCACUGCCAGUGGCGUGAUCUUUCUGUUCUGGAAGACCUCACUGCGUGUGCCAACAGUUGCUGACGCAACCCUCAUGGAUAGCGGCCCACUGCAAAGUAACACAGGCGCUCAAUGUGGUCUAUGUCAGCUGGGCCUUUGUUUGGACAACACAUGCAUGUGAGCAUUUGGGCGGAGCAUGACAGGGUUGCCA